AUGGUCCACGCAGCCUUCAUGUAUCUUCUGCUAGCCUGUUCCUUCUUUGGGGUUGUACUUUCUCAAGAUCAACAGAUUCAAUGCGCCAAAGGACUCCAAGUCUUCAUUUCCAGAGGUACCAACGAGACUUUAGGUCCAGGUGUAUCAGGCGCACUGGGUGAGAUCCUCAGGGAAAGAAUUCCGGACACACAGGUACAUCCUGUUCCGUAUCCCGCGUCUUUUUUAAAUCCCGACUACUUCACAUCCGUUCUAAAUGGAACUCUACUUCUGCGAGAAAUGAUUACCCGAUAUACCAAAGUAUGCCCUGAGUCGAAGAUCGCCUUGCUUGGAUACUCUCAGGGUGCGCAGAUCACAAGUAAUAAUUUGUGCGGAACUCCUCCUGUUUGGUUGGCAGGGAAUCCCUCGCUUGCUCCGCUGCCAAAAAGCAUCAUCGAGAACCACAGUAAUAUGAAUCCAGUUCUUCAACCAAGAUCUGAAACGAAAUUGACAGUACUUUUAGUCGUGGCUGUUGUCUUGUUUGGCGACCCUACCUUUCGUUCCGAUGACAGCUUUGCGAGAGGGACUGCACAGGGGAGCGGUAUGUUUUUCAGAGGUAAUCACAAAGCCUGCAACGCUGUCGGCGACCACAUUGCCUCCUACUGUGAUGCUGGCGACCCAAUUUGCGAUGUCGAGUCGGAGGUCACAGAAACUAACAUGCACGUCACGUAUCUUGAGAGAUAUCUCGAAGAGUCUGCUGAGUGGGUAGUGGAGCGAUUCAGCAAAGGUUCAAGCGAAAGUCCCAGUCCAGGAGGGAAUAACGCAACAACAUCGGCUGUGGUGGUUCCGAGCACUUUGCCAACUGAACAGUCCAACGCUGCCCGUGAAGUGACGUCCCUUUUGACUGUCUACAUACCAGCACUCAUGGUUGCUGUUGUCAUGAGCUAG
Molecule: messenger RNA, 924 nt
Organism: Verticillium alfalfae VaMs.102
Lineage: Eukaryota; Fungi; Ascomycota; Sordariomycetes; Glomerellales; Plectosphaerellaceae
Exons: 3
Coding region: 1-924 (307 amino acids)
Molecular function (GO): hydrolase activity
Source: RefSeq, a predicted model, not a curated record